Nezara viridula (southern green stink bug) is the source of this 1738-nucleotide messenger RNA. NCBI's taxonomy places the organism in Eukaryota, Metazoa, Arthropoda, Insecta, Hemiptera, Pentatomidae. The record is from the annotation of a GenBank genome assembly.
AAAAAAGUCUUCCAUAAAAGUAGCUGCUGGGCGGGCAGGUCGCAAUGCAUGCCGGUCCGUUUUAGGAACGAGCACAGGACUCUAUAGGCGGGCCAAUAGGAAGCCAAUAUUCUAUCCUGGUCACUUUUCUGUUACUUGUGCCAUUAUAACUACAGGGACUCCAGUUGUCAAGAUUGUGAGUGUUAGUCAAUUCAAGGAAAUAUUAAAUUAUUGUUAGUGCUUCUCCUUCAAACUUCCGAGUCAUCUGGUUCAUAAUUAAAGAAAAUCUACAAAAAUGACAGACCGAAAGGCAGUUAUCAAAAAUGCUGAUAUGUCAGAGGAAAUGCAGCAAGACGCAGUUGACUGUGCGACGCAAGCACUGGACAAGUAUAAUAUAGAAAAGGACAUUGCAGCGUAUAUUAAGAAGGAAUUUGAUAAGAAGUACAACCCAACUUGGCAUUGUAUCGUUGGAAGAAACUUUGGCAGUUACGUGACUCACGAAACCCGCCAUUUUAUUUAUUUCUAUCUGGGUCAGGUCGCUAUUCUCCUCUUCAAGAGCGGCUAACCUAGCGGCCGUCGAUCACAACGGAGACCUUCCAUUUAUUAUCCUUACUCCUACUCCUAUUCUAACUUCCAAUGUAAAUCCCGACAACUCACAACAGUUUCUUUCUCUGUAGCUGUACAACUGGUCUCCUUCAAUCUUCAACUUUAAUAUAUUUAAAUAAUAGCGUCGUCACUAAAAAUAUAUUGAUGUAAUCAUUUGUUAUUUUUUGUCUUUUUAUAUUUUAUUUUCUAAUUUUUUUUUUUUUUCUCCUUAAAUAUGUUGAUAAAAUUGCAUUUUUAUAUUCUGUACCUGAGAGUCUUUGAGACUAUUGUAGCUGCUAACAGGUCGCAGGAAUAAGAAAAGAAGAAAUUUUGGUUGGCUGCAAACGCAUAACGGCUUCAAUCACGUAAUGUCUAAAUAUUUAGAAUCAAAACUUGCCAAUCGACGAUUACCAAAGAAGCUAUUAUGUCAAGCACUCACGUAUCUGCCCAUGCUUAUUUCUUUUCUUAUUCAGCUCAAGUUGACUUUAUGUACUUAAAUUAAUAAAUACUUUGUGCUGUUUUUAAAUCGGCUUAAAUAAAUCGCCUUUGAGGUACAGAAAUAUGUAGAUAAAUAUGUCUAAAUGUGAGUACAACUUUUGCACUAUCUAAUACAAGCAAGUUUUAACUUUAAUGUAUGUGAAUAUUUAUAAAAAAAAAAAAAUGUCCAUGAUACGACUUUCUCUUGUGAUGCACUUUAGUUUAUUUAAUACACAGUGUAUUUUUUAAUUAUUAUUGGCAGAUGUACAUUAAAAGAAGUGAUAAUUAUUAUUAGUUGUAUAGGAAGUCAAAGGUGUUGACGAAAAGGGAAUAUAUUAUUACAUUCCUAUCUCUCAUGUGUUUUUAAAAUAUUUGUUCCCACCUGUUGUAGGUUAUAAUUAUUUUUUAAAUGGUUUAUCCGCUUGUUUUAUUUUCUUCGAGAUUUUUAACUCGAAAUGAUCUAAUUGUUAAUGUAUUAUUUAUGUAAAGAUUUAUAAUAUUUUGUUGUAUUAAUUUUGAGUCCAUUGUUCAUUUUUUAUUAGAUUUAUUUUGUAGAUGUAUUACAUUAGGGUGUACAAAAUAUAAAGAAAAAAAAAGAAAAUAAUAGCUAUUUACACUGCUAUUUAACAACAUGACGAUAUAUAUUUUUAUGUAUCGUGUAUCUGUUUCACUAAAUUAAAUGUUAAUUAAUCUAUAA